AAAUAAAAGCGAUUUUUUUUCGCAUCAUGCCGAGAUUGCUGAAUAACCGUGUGUUGUCGUUCUUAAUGUCAAAUGGUAAGAUUCGUUGUAAUCGUUAUUCAUCCACGACGAAUUAUUGUGAAAAUUCUAGUUUCGCGAGAGAUAGACGCGCAAUGUCCACCGCCAGUAACUUGAUCAAAGAUUUGCCGAGGGGACCGUUGGACGCUUAUAGGAAAAGAGCGACAUUCGACUGGAAGUCAUUCAAUAAGUUAUCUUUGGAGGGAGAGGAUUGCGUGCGGUAUCAGAAGAAACUGUGGCAACUUAUCGAAAGCAACUCGGUGUUUCGAAAGUCGACGUCGAAGAAUUUGGAUGAUCUUCGAAGAUGCUGCAACAGUCAGUUCCAAGUACUUUUCCAGAAUGGCAUAGAUCCCAUGGAUGACCUUCCAUCUUACAUGUAUAUUUUUCAAUACGAUGGGUCAAUACCGAUUAGAAUGAGUAUCUCGCGUGGUAUGGUACCAGGUAGCUUAUUAGCACUGGGUACCGAGCGACAUCAACAUUUCGUAGCAGAGUUUGGCACUGGAAAUUAUACCGCCUGCUUCGCGCUGACUGAAAUUUCUCAUGGGACCAAUGCGAAAGGCAUGCGAACCAGGGCAACGUAUGACGUAGCAACGAAAAGUUUUAUCCUUCAUACACCUGAUUUUGAAGCUGCAAAAUGUUGGGCAGGUGGUUUAGGAAAAUGCGCGACGCACGCUCUCGUAUUUGCGCAGCUAAUUACACCGGACGGAGUGAAUCAUGGCCUGCACGUUUUCAUCGUACCAAUUCGCGAUCCGAAAACUCAUCUACCUUUUCCUGGUGUCACCGUUGGUGAUAUGGGUGAAAAGAUAGGUCUUAACGGAGUAGACAAUGGAUUCUUAAUGUUUGAUAAUUACUCUAUACCUCGUACUUGCCUGUUAAAUCGCACCGCGGAUGUCAGCGAGGAUGGAAAGUAUGUUCUCGCUUUAAAGGAUGAACGAAAAAGAUAUGGCUCGUCAUUGGGUGCGCUUUCAGGAGGCCGUGUCAGCAUUACUGGAAUAUGUGGACAUUAUAUGAGCCUUGCACUAACGAUUGCUAUACGUUAUUGCGCAGUUAGGAAACAGUUCGGCCCUACCGAGAAUAAUGAAUUGCCGGUCAUAGAGUAUCAAACGCAACAAUGGCGAAUCAUUCCUCAUUUAGCCGCAACGUAUGCAGUAAAAAUAUUUGCAUUGACGUUGUACAAAAGUCUCUAUGAUCUUCAAAUGAGUCGCUUCAUGAAUGAAGAUGGAGACGCGAUUGCCGAUCGAGGAAUGGAGAUGCACGCGUUAUCUUCUGCAACGAAACCAUUAUGUUCGUGGAUUGCGCGUGACGCGAUUCAAGAUUGCAGAGAAUCUUGCGGUGGGCAUGGAUACUUAAAAAUGUCUUGUUUGGGUGAUAUAAGAGCUGAAAACGAUGCGAAUUGUAUGUAUGAGGGUGAAAACAACGUACUUAUUCAACAAGCAAGUAAUUGGUUGUUAAAUCAAUGGGUUAAUGUGAUUAAAGGACAGCCCGUGCCAUCGCCUCUUAAUUCUGCGGAUUUCCUGGUGAAUGCAGAACAAAUACUUAAGACCAAAUUUAAUCAAACCACAGUGGAAGGUGUAUUGAAGCCUGAAAAUUUGCUCUUAGCUUUUAAAUGGUUGAUUUGUUAUUACUUGAAAAAAACACAUCAAUGUACGAAGGAACUCAAAUCAAGCGGAAUGUCUGAUUUUGACGUAAAA
Temnothorax curvispinosus is the source of this 1748-nucleotide messenger RNA. RefSeq names its product peroxisomal acyl-coenzyme A oxidase 3 (gene Acox3). The annotation marks the transcript as partial. Gene Ontology annotation, biological process: lipid homeostasis; fatty acid beta-oxidation using acyl-CoA oxidase. Lineage: Eukaryota; Metazoa; Arthropoda; Insecta; Hymenoptera; Formicidae. The record is from RefSeq and is a predicted model, not a curated record. Gene Ontology annotation, cellular component: peroxisome. The transcript is spliced from 9 exons. Gene Ontology annotation, molecular function: fatty acid binding; pristanoyl-CoA oxidase activity; FAD binding.